AUGGAGAUCCGGCAGCACGAGUGGCUCUCGGCCUCCCCCCACGAGGGCUUCGAGCAGAUGAGGUUGAAAAGCCGCCCCAAGGAGCCCUCGCCCAGCCUGACCCGAGUGGGCGCGAACUUCUACAGCAGUGUCAAGCAGCAGGACUACAGCGCCAGCGUCUGGCUCCGGAGGAAAGAUAAGCUCGAACACUCACAGCAGAAGUGCAUCGUGAUCUUCGCUCUGGUCUGCUGCUUUGCGGUUCUGGUGGCGCUGAUAUUUUCAGCUGUGGACAUCAUGGGAGAGGAUGAGGACGGACUCUCAGAGAAAAAUUGCCAAAAUAAAUGUCGAAUCGCUCUUGUGGAAAACAUUCCUGAAGGCCUUAACUACUCUGAAGAUGCUCCAUUUCACUUACCGCUUUUCCAAGGCUGGAUGAACUUACUCAACAUGGCCAAAAAGUCUGUUGACAUAGUGUCUUCCCACUGGGACCUAAACCACACGCACCCAUCAGCAUGUCAGGGACAACGUCUCUUUGAGAAAUUGCUCCAACUGACAUCGCAAAAUAUCGAAAUCAAGCUGGUGAGCGAUGUGACUGCUGAUUCAAAGGUAUUAGAAGCCUUGAAGUUAAAGGGAGCGGAGGUGACGUAUAUGAACAUGACCGCCUACAACAAGGGCCGGCUGCAGUCGUCCUUCUGGAUUGUGGACAAACAGCAUGUGUACAUCGGCAGCGCGGGCUUAGACUGGCAAUCCCUUGGACAGAUGAAAGAACUCGGUGUCAUCUUCUACAACUGCAGCUGCCUGGUCCUAGACUUACAAAGGAUAUUCGCUUUGUACAGCUCACUCAAGUUCAAGAGCAGAGUACCUCAGACCUGGUCCAAGAGACUCUACGGAGUCUAUGACAAUGAGAAGAAGCUCCAGCUCCAGCUGAACGAAACCAAGUCACAGGCCUUUGUGUCGAACUCUCCCAAACUCUUUUGCCCUAAGAACAGAAGCUUUGACAUCGACGCCAUCUACAGCGUGAUUGACGAUGCCAAACAGUAUGUGUACAUUGCCGUCACGGACUACCUGCCCAUCUCCAGUACGAGCACAAAAAGGACGUACUGGCCAGAUUUGGAUGGGAAAAUAAGAGAAGCCUUGGUUUUACGAAGCGUUAAGGUCCGGCUGCUCAUAAGCUUCUGGAAGGAGACUGAUCCCCUCACAUUUAACUUCAUCUCGUCUCUUAAAGCUAUUUGCACUGAAAUAGCCAACUGCAGUUUGAAAGUUAAAUUUUUUGAUCUGGAAAGAGAGAAUGCUUGUGCCACAAAAGAACAAAAGAACCAGACCUUUCCCAAAUUAAACCGCAACAAGUACAUGGUGACAGAUGGAGCCGCUUACAUCGGAAAUUUUGACUGGGUAGGGAAUGACUUUACCCAGAAUGCCGGCACAGGCCUUGUCAUCAACCAGGCAGAUGUGAAAGACAACAGGAGCAUCAUUAAGCAGCUUAAAGACGUGUUUGAGAGGGACUGGUAUUCGCCUUAUGCCAAAUCCAUACAGCCAACCAAACAACCGAACUGUUCAAACUCAAGCCUAUCCAAACUCAAGCCUCCCUCCAACCAACCUGCCACUUACAAUGCCACCGGGAGGGAGCUCCUGAAUGGAAAGCUCACUGACAGACAAGCAGGGCUUCAGACCUAAUGCAGGAAAGACAACGAUUUACUGCGUCUUUUUUUUAAGGGGAAAUAAAAAGCACACUUAUUAAAAAUGUUCUCUGAAUGACAUGUAAUAUCUAGCUAACAACAUCUUAGCACCAUAUAUUAAAUUUAAGACUUUUGUAUCUAUGAGCUCUGACAGAGAAUGUCAUUCUGGUGUAGAAGUUAGUUUUUAACAUCUGCAAACAGAUUUUACGACUCGGUUCUCCUGUUUCUUACUGGUUUUAGAACCUUUCCUGCUGGUCCACCUGCACUGGUUUUAAGAAGCCUAGCAUGAGGUGAGCCCUUUCCUUUAAUAUUGCUGAAUUCCAGAGUUAGAGGAAGGGGGGUUGGGGUGGAGACAGAGACAGAACCAAGCAUCUGCCCUGAUAAAUCCUCUCCAAGACCUAUCCAGGCAGCUGAGCGCAGGUGCCUCCCUCUCAUGCCAGCCUUCAAGACUCCUCAGAAACAGCCAUUGUUGUCUCCUUGUUCCUUGUCUUCUGAUACCAGAGGGUUUUGUUUUGUUUUGUUUUUGUUUUUGUCUUGUUUGUUUGUUUUGGUAUCGGCCUGUCUUCUCACGAACUGUUCAUGUUCUACAUAGUCCCUGGACUCACCUCAGCCCUAGGUCAAAGUGUGAGAAUAUCUUUGGGAAAGGUAUGAAUUCCCCAGAAUGUAAACAAAAUGGAAAUAGCAGGCUUUCAUUCUCACCUCUCAACUAUAAUUUUUUCCCAUCCCAAAUUGGUUAUUUUUAAAAAUCACAGUCAGUUCUCUGUCUCUGUCUGUAUCUCUCUGUCUGUCUGUCUGUGUCUCUGUCUUUCUCUCUGUCUGUCUCUCCCUUUCUCUCUGCUGUAUAUGUUUUUUUUUUCCUGAAGCUCAGAAAAAUAAAGUGCCCCUGCUAAUAUCCAGCAAACCAUUAAGUCUGCAUUUGGAGAACAAAGCGGUUUCACAUUGUUAACAGUAUUUUAAAGGAAAGGUCUCUAUGCGUCGGUGGAUUUUAAUUUAUUUAGAAUUAUUAUGCUGUUAAGAGUACGCCAGCAAAUGUUUAUAACAGAGCUAUUUAAUAUACUUUCUGCUAUUUAAUAUACCAAAUGCUUUUCAGACAAAUGCAAUUUAAAUACUGUGCUUAACAUAUUUUACUAAGAAACAGAAAUACUGGAUCACUGUUCUAUAAUGUCAUUGUGUGUUGUUUUCUAUCUAUACAAUAUAUAAUCCUGUAUUAAUGGAGACUGUUGCUACAUGAGAGAGGUGUGACCUCUUCAGAGCCCAGAGCGAAUGGCCAAGAUGCCCACGCUCAGUUUGGCUCCUGACACCAUGCUCAGAGCGGAGUCCUUCACUCUUUGGCCUCGGGUUUCUAUUGUUGACAUAGAGACAAUAAUACUCACCUACCUCGCAAGGAUGCUGUCAUGGUAGGCGAUGUUUAUAAGUUGUUUUUGAAAUCAAAAGAACUAUAUAAAUGCUAAGCAUUACACUGCAUAAUCUUUUUCUUGAAGUAAUCUCUGUGGUAUCCUGAAAGAAUCUAUACAAGGUAUUCCCCCAAGAAUCUGAGGGGAAAAUAA
Psammomys obesus (fat sand rat) is the source of this 3199-nucleotide messenger RNA. It is a transcript of the gene Pld5, whose product is annotated as phospholipase D family member 5. Lineage: Eukaryota; Metazoa; Chordata; Mammalia; Rodentia; Muridae. The transcript has 10 exons. The record is from RefSeq and is a predicted model, not a curated record. Gene Ontology annotation, molecular function: catalytic activity. The coding region runs from base 1 to 1650 and encodes 549 amino acids.